Messenger RNA from Dracunculus medinensis (Guinea worm), 1599 nucleotides. The record is from the annotation of a GenBank genome assembly. NCBI's taxonomy places the organism in Eukaryota, Metazoa, Nematoda, Chromadorea, Rhabditida, Dracunculidae.
AUGUUAAAGAUUGUCACCGAGAUGGGAUCUAUGUCGGGAAUGGGAAUAACAUCGCCAUUCGGGCAAAGUGCUGCUUCAUCUAUUCGAGAUAGUCGUGAAAGAGAAAAGAAAGAGAUGAGCGAUUUGAAUGAUCGGCUCGCCACUUACAUUGAAAAGGUGCGUUUUCUUGAAGCACAAAAUCGAAAACUAGCUGCGGAUCUCGAUCUUCUACGUGGUAAAUGGGGCAAAGACACCUUCAAUAUCAAGUUGAUGUAUGAAGGCGAACUAGCGGAAGCGAGUAGAUUAAUAAAUGACACGAAUGCACAAAGAAAAGAACUGGAAAAUCAGCUCAAACAAAUGCAAAAUGAUUUAAUCGAUUUCCGGAAAAAAUACGAUGAAUCUCUUCGAGCGAGAGACAAUGAUCGACAAAGAACGGAUGAAAUGUUGAAAAUUUUGGCUCAAAUUGAAGCUGAGAUCAAUUUGCUGCGACGUAGAAUCACAAAUGCUGAAGAAGAAAUCAUGAGAAUUAAGAAGGAAAACCAACAGCUUCUUGGUGACCUUCAAAGAGCAAGAACGGAUUUGGACCAAGAAACAUUAAAUCGUAUUGACUAUCAAAAUCAAGUGCAAACACUUAUGGAAGAAAUCGAUUUCCUAAAAAGAGUCCAUGAUCAAGAGAUUAAAGAAUUGCAAAGUCUCGCAGCACGAGACACAACACCAGAAAACCAGAUUUUCUAUUUGCCAAAAAAUCUAAUAUUAUAUGCAAGAAAUUAUAUUAUAACAAUGCAGGCAUCAAAUGUCAAUCGUAGUGAUAUGGAAUCGUGGUACCGUCUUAAGGUGCAGGAAAUUCAAACACAAUCUGCUCGUCAAACUAUGGAGCAAGGUUAUGCAAAGGAAGAAGUGAAACGCUUACGCAACCAACUUGCUGAUCUUCGUGGAAAAUUAGCCGAUCUUGAAAGUCGCAAUUCACUUCUGGAAAAACAAAUCCAAGAAUUGAACUUCCAAUUAGAAGAUGAUCAGAGAUCAUAUGAAGCAGCAUUAAACGAUCGCGAUGCUCAAAUUAGAAAAAUGCGUGAAGAAUGUCAAGCUCUUAUGACCUUAGAUGCUGAGAUAGCAAUUUAUCGUAAAAUGCUAGAAGGAGAAGAAAACCGAGCUGGAUUGCGGCAACUCGUCGAGCAAGUUGUUCGCACACAUGAACUUUCACAACAAGAAGAUACUGAAACUAUGCGAGUGAUCAAAGGUGAAACAGCAUCACGUACUUCUUUUCAACGCUCAGCCAAAGGAAAUGUUUCCAUUCAGGAAGCGUCCGCUGAUGGAAAAUAUAUUACUAUUCAAAAUACACAUCGAGCUAAAGAGGAGCCCAUCGGUGAGUGGAAAUUGAGACGGAGAAUUGAUUCGAAAAAAGAAGUGGUAUUUGUUUUCCCGAAGGAUUUUAUCCUGAAAGCUGGAAAGACAGUUAAAAUAUUUGCUCGGAAUCAAGGAAUUUCGGCACCACCAGAAUUUCUCGUUUAUGACGGCGACAUAACAUUUGGGAUCGGCUCAAAUGUUCAAACUAUUCUUUACAAUAAAGAAGGCGAAGAACGCGCCACAUACAUUCAACGUUCGAGUCAACAAGCCAGCUAA